Molecule: messenger RNA, 9037 nt
Organism: Ornithodoros turicata
Lineage: Eukaryota; Metazoa; Arthropoda; Arachnida; Ixodida; Argasidae
Gene: Fbxl7
Product: F-box/LRR-repeat protein 7-like
Exons: 4
Coding region: 391-1737 (448 amino acids)
Biological process (GO): SCF-dependent proteasomal ubiquitin-dependent protein catabolic process
Cellular component (GO): SCF ubiquitin ligase complex
Molecular function (GO): protein binding
Source: RefSeq, a predicted model, not a curated record
GUGUAACUUCAAUGACGUUAUCUAAGCCUAAUAGUUUGUCAUUUUUAAAACACCUCGACCGCAUUGAACUCGAGCGGUGAUGAGUAAGAAAGUUUUUGAGACGUGGUCGUUUGCUAACAGACUACAUGCCGAACAUCGCAUACCGCGGUUGUUCUGGUCGAAUAAAAGGGGCAACCUUCAUACCUGUUUGAGGUGCGGCACUCAUUUCCCGCAUGCCACACCACCACUCGGAUACGACAUGUCCAGUUUACCUUGACACAGCGGCGUUCGUGAUCUACUGUGAGCACCUUCGUUCAUCCAGUUUGCGCUACAUAGAGGCUGUAGAUGCAGACUCGGCCUCUUGCAUCAUAUAUCCGAUCACGGCUAUGUGACCUGAGCUGAGUACCCCCCAUGGCCCUGUACCUAACAGAGCCAGGGGGAGCAACAUCACCUGGAAACCCCAAGCGAGCUGGAAGGUCAUCUCCUGGCAAUGACCUUGGCUACCAUACACUUCUUGGGCCCAGCUGGUCUGACGUUGAGACAACACGUGCUGUGACACCGCAGUCUCCUCCCCAGCUUCCUCCCCAGCUUCCUUUCGACCAGCUGCCUGACAGUGUUUUGCUUAGAGUCCUAGGAUACCUGUCGACAAGUGAGCUGUGCAGUUGUGCACGUGUCUGCCGGCGCUGGUACUUCCUCGUCUGGGAGCCUCAGUUAUGGACGUCUAUUACGCUGUGCUCUGAGGAACUUCCAGUGGAUCAGGGCUUGAGAACACUGUUUCGUCUCCUUGGAAGAGAUGCUCCAGGUGUAUGUGCUGCUGUGGAGCGAGUGGCGCUCAGUGGCUGUUCUCGUCUGACUGACCGAGGGCUGAGUGCGGUGGCGAGACGGUGUCCACAGCUGCAGGUGCUUGAGGCUAGAGGCUGUUCAUUAGUAACAGAUGCUGGAGUUGCAGAAGUGGUUUCCCGAUGCCUCAAUCUCGAGAAACUAGACCUCACAGGGUGCUACCAAGUUACCCACAUUCAGCAACACCUCAUCGCAUCUGACUCACUGUCCGGACGGAGCAGUGAGGGAAGCAGCAGCAGUCGCAGCCACCAUUUGAAUCUACAAUAUGUAGAUUUGACAGACUGUCAAGGCAUAGAAGAUAGCAGUAUCAAGACACUCGUACGACAUUGCCCGCAACUCACCCAUCUGUUUCUGCGACGAUGCUUGCGCAUUACAGAUGCUGCGAUCAAGUAUAUUGCUAGCUACUGUGUCAUCCUUAAGGAACUUAGCAUCAGCGACUGCUUACAGGUAACAGAUUUUGGGCUGUAUGAGCUUGCGAAGUUGGGCCCACACCUGCGCUACCUAAGCGUGGCAAAAUGCGACCAGGUGUCCGAUGCUGGAGUGAAGCAGGUGUGCCGGCAUUGUUACAAGCUGCGCUACCUCAAUGCUCGUGGUUGUGAAGCUGUUUCGGACGCCAGCCUCGAGGUACUGGCUCGGUCGUGCCCACGUCUACGUGCACUCGAUGUGGGCAAGUGUGAAGUUGGUGACCGUGGCCUAGCCACGCUGGCACGACACUGCCCCAACCUGCGUAAACUGAGCCUCAAAUCGUGUGACAGAGUGACAGAUCGUGGUCUACAGGCCGUGGCUUCAUUUUGUCGUGGAUUGCAGAGGCUCAAUGUGCAAGACUGCUCUAGUAUAACAGUGGAGGGCUACAGGGCCGUGCGUCACCUCUGUCGAAGAUGCAUCAUAGAGCACACAAAUCCAGGCUUUCAAGGGUGACUUUUGUGAGUGGUUUGCUUCUAUGAGAUGAUCAGCGUCCGAAGAGCAAUCUUCAUUUUUCAAAAUUCAUUUUCGUGGGGUCUUUUAUAUGUCCCAAGUUCCCAGAAAUGUGAGCAAAAAUUAACAUGUACAUGAAGUAUACCUAGGGCCUUGUGUUUUAGGGUUAGACCCACUUUUACCUGCAAACCCCCGCAAGGCUAACUUGGCACAGUGCCAGUUCAGCCACCAAUACUGGCACUGGAAAACGCUAGAUACUGCAGAUUCAGCAUGCCCGUUGUGCGUCUUUUGUUCCUCUAAACUGCGAGAAGUGCUGCUGCUGCUUUCUCUCUCUCUCUCUCUCUUUUUCUUUUUUUCCUCCCGAAAAUUUGCCUGUUUCACCCGAAACUACUAUGUUUAUGGCUUCUGAAAUAAAACACGAUUUUUGCUCCCUUUCCCCGAUUUUCAAAACACGCAAAACCCGAAAACACAAGGUCCUAGGUAUACCUGAUAAAUUGCCUUGCACUAACAUAAAAGGAAAUCCAGGCAACAUUAACACCUGUCUGCUUCCUGGAGGAGGGUGACAUUCCUUAGGACAAGGGUUCAGGGUCCCCAGAUUUUUUGAAUUAAUCCAAAAAACAUACAAUGAUAAAAUUUAAAGCAACCCAGGUAUUACAGAAAAACUCCACUUCGGAGGCUUCCAGUAACUAAGAACUCUGCAAGAACAGCCAUGCCCUGAUGGCUGGUCAGUGGAGCUUGCUUGCUUUUGUGUCAUGAUUGCCUCACGUCACUGGUUAUCAGCCCCCUGCAAUAGGGAAGGGUGGGUCUGUUGACCCAAAUUUAUGGUGAAUUCGAGUGGUCAUUUCGUGCAAACCUUUUUUGCCAGAUCCCAAGCAUUCGUGCUCGCUUGGUCAAAGCGCAGCAAUCUCACAUGUUCGUGUGGCGCAUUCCGAGUGACAGGAAUUUGCCAGCUUGCUUUUUUUUUCACUCGGCCUCGAUUCAACCGGUUAGCGGGUUCCCCAACUAUAUCUGUUUUCGUCACAUCCGCACUGUGAGUGUGGCGAGAGCCCGCGUUGGCCCACAUGAGGAGUUCACGUGGGUUGACAGACGACGAAACCGGUGACGACGAGCGACCGCGAUGCCCCUAGCGUGAUCCAAGUGAGUAAAACAGCUAGAUUCCUGGCACUCAUGUUUGGGUGGCAACGGUCACGUGAUCAGGCAUGGCCGCCAGACUAGCAAUUUCCGAGCGCUAGGCCAUGUUGCCAUGAAAUGACUACCCGGAUUUGCCAGUAGUGUGCUACAGCAUGUGUGCUUAGCAAUGCAUAAAACAUCUGUGCAAUGUGGGUGUACAUCUUCCUUGCCAAGAUGCACCUCGACAUUGGAGACACUGGGCAGGGUACCCUAUUUAGUGACUCUACUUGACAUUAGUGCACUCUGUGCUCAUUUUGGCCAUUUCUCAGGGAAAGCAUCCAGGGUCGGGGGUUUGCCAUUGCCUUUUCCUGUGGAACGUGUUUUCCUUCCUGUGAAAAUGUGCAAGGGAGCACAGAUGGCACAUAAAUUGUCUUCUUGAGAGGGAAGGUACUUGCUGCAACGCAGACAGGUACAAAGUUUGGGUACAAAUGAAAGCUGCCUGGUGACCAUGUCAAGGAAUAUCCAGGUUUCAAGAUGUUCACGUGACCAGGUGAUCGUGAUGCGGAUGUCAUUAUGUGCAAGUGCUUCAGCAUAACAGUAAGCGUUUUUGCAGGACGACUUUUCAUUCUUUUUGUGCGUAUGUCUUCUCACAGCCACUGCUUUUUCUCAGAAUUUUGCAUACUAACUCGUUGUAAAAGAUAGACUUGGGAAAACCCUGAACCCUACACAUGACUUGGAUUUGGAAAGCGCCUUCUUGUAAGUUCAGACCUGACAACUUCCUAAAUGCAGCUGAUGCAUGCACGCAGGUUGCUUGGAAAAGGGUCUGUAGCAAUCAAGCUUUGUUAUCAACUAUAUUCUGAACUGUAACAACCUGGAGUGAUGUUGCAUACAUUGAGCUCUGUUAGCACUGCCAUACGGUGGCGUAGUCAAGAUGCACUGCCACUUCCGAAGCCAUGAAUUGUCACACUAACACUGAUAACCUUUUCCUUUUUUUUCAACGAAUUGUGCCAAUACAGCAGAGCUUCUUACUCUUUUUCUAGAGCUUUCGCUACAUUUUAACUUACUGUGAUAACUCACACAUUACCAGUUUGCAGCAAUUGGUUCUAGGAUAUCGUAAGGUACACCUGUGGAUGCAUACAUUCGAACAUAGUAUACAUUGUACUCCAUUUCUGCCUUUUUCUUGCCUGACCGCAUUCCACGUUGACUUGCUCAGGUAAUCUGCUAUCUAGUUUCUCUGUGAAGGUGUAUCACGGCAGAACGAGCAACGCACAUUGGUGGAGCCUGAAUCUUUCGGGAAAUUUUUUUUUUCCAAAUUUGGGGCGUAAAAAUCGGGUAAAUAAACUUGUGCUCUAAAUUCAUGCGAAUUCGGGUGAAAAAAAAAUCCAGUAUGCUAAAUUCGGGGAGAAAUCGGGCUCUCUUACUCAAAUUAACUGUACGGUUUGGUACAAACAGUGAUGUAACUGCCUGACAGACAAGUCAGUGUGCAUUCCUACAGACAUCUCAGUGAGGGCAAUUUGCGGGGUAAAAAUCGAGUUUCACCCUAAAGAGGCAACCUUCAAUUUCGGGUGCAAAUUCGUGGUAGAAUUGGGUUAAAAUCUAAAACUUAAGGCUCCAAGUAUAGUAUAGUGUUUCAACCUCAAACGUCAUGUGAAGUGUGCCACAAGAUCAUUGUCAAUAUGCCAGAACAGCAUGAUGGAGUUUGCCAACAAGUGCAAUAUGAUUCCUACGUACCAGAUGACAUAAGGUCACCUUGCACAGCGGUUAGAAGGAAAAGGCUGAGGUGUGAAAUCACAGGUAUUUUAGGUGCAGAUUGUUCUUUCACUGAACAGAGCAUAACAGCCUUUGUUUAAAGUACCGGCAGCUCCUGACCCCAAUCUUUUCUGUCUACAUUUUUAGAGGAAUGUGUUCAUGAUAUACAAUCUUACCAUGAAAGCCUGUACAGCAGGCAUAGAAAUCAUGAGGGGAGAGGCAAAGGGAAAAGCAGGAAGAGGAGAGAAAUGAGGGAAAGUAAAAGAUUUGUAAGGAGGUGAUGCCCUUUUGCCAUGUCAAAGUGUGAGAGCUGCCAUAAUAGGCUGUUUGUGACACGUUAACACUACCAUAUCUAUCAUUGCAGCUCAGUUGUUGAGAUGUCCCUAUAUGUUACCUUUGUCUCUAAGCGCUAUGAGCGCUCUGUGAUCGGCGGCCGUGUUUGUACGUCAUGGAGACUUGCAAAGGAUUAACAAAGCAGAAAAUCUUCCAGGUAAUUACACUGUUCCUGCUCUGGUGCUAUCCGUCACUCAAAAUUUUCUGCUAUAAAACCAUAUUGAGCGACGUCAAACUAGCAAACUACCUCACAUAUGUGCCUUACGUACAUGUGAUGCUUUCAUUAGUGUGUCUUCCAAAGAAGGAAAAUUUGCAAUAUCACUUCCUGCACUGAAACAAAUUUAAGUGGUACAUACGUAAAUGUCUUGCAAUGUCAUGUUACUAUAUUUCCAUUGCAGCAUUAGUGCUUAACCUUUUUGUCUCUUUUUUUAUGCAUUUCUUGUUGCAGCUAUUUUGCUUUACUAUCUAUACUUUGCAUAUUUUAUGCAGUUUACCUUUCUGUGGUCUUUGUUGCCAUUCAAGGCUGUUAGGGUCUUAACAAGUUGUGAUAUGCUAAUUGAACUGCGUGCCUCAAACUGUAUUUUGCCUCUCAGCAGCAGGUAGCAUAGGACUGUGCAUAGAAGGAACAGUUUACAUACUGUGAGAUGGAGUGACAUGAGUUUGCCAUGUAUUGUGCCUUAGGGUUCAGUGUUGCACUACUUGGAGGGAUUUCACAUUUUACUGAUUUUUCAGUCACUCACAACGUUUUUCAUCUGUGUGUACACAAUGUAAAAUGCUUACUGUAAUGCAUUUAAAGGUGAACCUUUGGUGGAGCAUCACCAUUUGUAUGUGCUAUGGCAGUGACAUGUGUAAGUGUGAUGGUACUAGGAAUGCAUACUUGAGAGAUUGGAGCCUUAUAUUAUAAAAUAAUUUAUUUUUAAUCUAUGUAGAAACAAAUCUGUAUUGAUGUGCCUUAAAUGAGUCUCACAAGGUCUGUGUAGCUUGCAAUUUCUCACAUGCUGUCACAAUGCUGCCGGCUCAAAGCAAAGUGAAGCAACCAGAGAUUUUACCAGCACCGCUCGCAUACACACACACAACCCUAACCCCCUACUCCCCCCCAAGAAAAAGCUCAAAAAAGGACAGCAGAUACGGGCAUCGUCCACACAACCCUAUGGAAUGGACCUAUUUUUUCACAUACGCGUAGUGUCUCAGCGGUUCUCCAGCGAACCACACUCAGCGCGCGCCAAAACAAACCCAUGUGGGUAGCACGAAGGACCAAACCGGCCCAGAGUGGGACCGACAAGCUAGCGCCGUUCGUGCGGUCUCUCCACUGGUCCCCACUUCCGUCGGCCCCAUACUGCGUCAUCAAGUGAAGACGGAGAUAAUCCUGUCCGGCGCCUCAAGGUCAUGCGCAUUCGUAUAGGCCGCUGUGAAAAAGGCCCUUUCCAACACCUUCAUGAGAUGAAAAUCCUGUGGAAAGCAACAGCUGGGAGUGGGUGGUUAACCUAGGGUGCUGAAGCAGCAUGACCAACAGGCCGAGUGAACUUUAACGCUGAACUUUGAGCACUUAGGGGCUUUUGCCCAGCGUUGCGAAUUUUGUGGAUAGUCCGCCAGAUGUAGCGGAUCUCAUUAAGCAUCUGAGGGUGCACAUUUAUGUUUGGCAGUUCUGGAUGUUCUCUGAAGAAGCAACAACAUGCGGAACCCAUGGGCUGUGAAUGUGGCCAUGGGACGAUGUGCUGGAGUAACGCUAACUGAACUUAGUCUAUUUUUCGUUACACGUUUCAGUCUGUUUCUUUUCUUUCUUUUUUCAUCAACUUACUAGCAAACACUGUCAUUGAAACCAGUCAAUCGAUAGAGUCCUCCUCAAGAAAGCCAAGCAUUGCAUAGUAGUUAGCACACUCGAUCAGCAACCGAGUGGUGCGUGGUUCGAUUCCUGCCGCUGUCUCGGUUUUUCAGUGAACCAUUUCUAAGCCCGGACUACGCUGCAGAAUAGCAAGAGAUGGUACUGAAAUGACCCAAUGCCGGCAUUGCCGGUGUGUGUUUGGUUCCAGAUAUUCGGACCUGAAGUGACAUAAACAGCACAAAGCACAAGAAGGCAGCAGCACAGCGCUUCGCACCCCGACCCGAACAUCGGAUUUCUAUUGCUGAACGCAUUUCAGUUCUCACGGUUUGUGGGAAACCGUUCCCACACUGGGGGCGAAGCCCGUUCGUUCCGUCGUCAAGGGAAACAAAAAGACCUACUGUGUGUUCCCCGCAACCAGAUGGACGAGCCGUGGCCCCACGUUGGGCGCCAAUUCCAAUGGCUCGUCCGUCUGAUUGUGGGGAACACGCAGCCGGACGCUUUUUUUUUUUUUUUUUUGCUUGGUAACAAUACGAUCCCCUUGGUACUCUAGUUGACAGGUUGGUUCGCAGUGUUUGAUGAUCGUAAACUGAUUCCCAUUGUCGCGACGUGAAGAAAAGAGUCGAAGACAGGCAGCAGGAGGAAUAGCCAGUUUACUGGGCAAGAGCGCGACUAGAAUGAACGCGGGUGAAGAUGAUGCGUGCCGACGAGCUUGGCUGGUCACGAGGGCGUGGCCUAGCAUCGUCGUCAGCUACAGGUACCCCCUCCCUGGACCGUAUGCCGGCGAGGUAUGAGACGGACAGAAGGUAGGCCGGGUGCCCAAUGUACCGAACGUGACGGAUGCACCGGUGAGGGCGGGCAGGGGGACGAGGCACGAGAAGGCUCGGGCACCGGGGUGAUGGCAGGCAAAAAGGCAGGCUUGACCACUGAUCUCUAUGUAUAAAGGCUGGAUCGCGUAUGGGAGAGGGGCUCGUGGGAGAGAGGCACGCAUUCGGGCCGCCAUGUUGGUGGGCCCUAAAACGCUGCGUGUGCCCAUUGGAAACAAUGGGAGGCAACAGAGAUUGUGAGUAUUUAUUGCGCUACAGGCGUUGAUCAUUGUUUGUCGUCACGCGAUUUUGUAAGGUGCCAGUAUACUGAUGUAUCCUAACAGUGUUUCGCAGGUGCCCUGCAUUUCGAUUCUUAAUAACGUUAUGUUUUGCAUUCCGAAACUAGACCGUCACUGCAGUGCAGCGCUGGGAAUUGUACUACAGCACGUUUCCCAGCCAAUAUUUCAAUAAGAAACGAUGUGAGGUUAACAACAACCAUGUAUAUAAUAUCCCGUGCUGCGUUCUGGACAAAAAUUGUUCCACAAAGAACGGUCCCAGAAGGGAUACCCGCAUGGUAGAAAGAAAUCGCCCCGUAGAAUCACAGCCGUUGUUUCAAACAGGCGUAUGCGUUUAAUUUGAUUGAUAUCAAGCAAGAAAGGGUCUUUUAGUGAACGACAGUGGUGUCUUCGAUGUAAUGCGUCGCAAAUAUGAACACACCGAAGCAUCCCAAACAAUUACUGCACGCAAUUAGAUUACGCUUAGGCCAGUUAAUCUAGGUGUUGAUGUAAACUUAAGAAAGUUAUUUAGUAAGUGGUAACACCUCCUUGAGACACAAAACUUAUAUCCUUUUGAAGUACAGCACUUCUUUUUUCUUCUUCCUUCAUUUUUUCUGAUUAUUUGCAGGUGAAAUUGAAUGUCCUUCUCGCGUACUCACAUGCUUUUGCUGAAUAGAACUGCAGCGUGAACAAAGCUGCGUAAGGAUGGGGGCCUGCCAUCCACUGCUGACUUUGUCAUGCUAGUUAUGUGGAGCACGUUGCAAAAAAUGCAGCUGCACAUCUGAAACUCCAAUCAUUAUCAUCGUCAUCUAAAAGGGAAUGUGGUAGCACUGCUGUGAAACCAGGCACGAUUUCUGAAAACCCUCUAUGGCACUUUCCGCAGUUUGCACACUUUUCUUCAGCGUCAGUCUCUCUCAUAGGAGUCACUUUGCAUUAACAGUGACUCCCAUCUUACAUUUUCAUGUGCGAGGGCUCUCUUGCACUACACAUGUACGGUUUCCCAACUGCAACAUGACGAUUUGGAGCUUGAAACUGGAGCCCUGGUGUUCCCUGUGUAUGAAAUGAUACCAACUGAAUCUUGUCAAACGUGAUGUUUAGUGGAAGAUGGCUUUCUUGGUUGUGCAUUCUGAGUGACAAAGAUUAACACGAUAUGCUUUUGUAAAGAUAAGUGAUGUUAUGCUCUAUGAAUAAAGAAAAUAUACAUUUUUCAA